AUGGAGCAACUGACGCCCGCUGCCUCCCAAGAGAACCUGCCGCCUUCGGAACCAAAUACUAUUGGGCAUAACCUCGAUUCCUCACCAAUCCUGCCCACUUUCCAAUUCUCCAAUCCUAUCCGACCAAGGAAACCCCCUACAAUAACGCCUCGAUCGUUUACACGGUUCUUCACGCCCAAAUCCUCUAUCAAAAGAAAUAGUAAAACCGGUUCUUCCAGACAAAUUCUCCGCGACAUCACAGCUUCUGGAAAUAAUAGGAGAGGAGGGAGAGGGCAAGUGAAAGGCUUCAUCUCCUUGGAUGACGAUGUCUAUUCAGAGUCGGCCUUGAGAGCAAAGCGACGGAGAAAGCUGCCACCAACUCCAGCGCUCACUCCAGAUUUCUCCUCGCCUUUGAAAAGACAGGGUCGCCCUGCGUCAGGCUGUACUAAAGAUGAAGAUAGUGACGACCAAGAGCUAUCAGCCAAGAACAGAUCAGACGGCAUUCGGCUCAGAAUAUCGGAGAGUCCUAGGAGAUAUACGCCACCCCCAUUUUCAAGAUCGAAAUUCACAACUGGACCGGGAACUAACUCACUGGUCGCAAUUGCCGACGAAGAUGGCGGUAUCAAACUUCUCGAAAGCGCGGGCUCGGCGAAAGACGAUUUCUCUACACCGUUUCUGCAAUUUCGUCCUCACACAAAUGCGAUCCUUGACGUUGAUUUCACACCUGACGAUAUGUUGAUCGCAACGGCUUCUGGGGACCAGACUGCGCUCGUUAUUGACAUGCCCAGUCAAAAAGCAACCUACGCGAUGGCCGGUCAUGUAUCUUCCGUCAAGCAAGUAAGAUUUCAGCCCACCAACUCCAGCGUCAUCGUGACAUCGAGUCGAGAUGGUAGCGUGCAAAUAUGGGACCUUAGAUGUAAAGGCUAUGAUGGUCCAGUUAAGGAGAUCAAGGUAGCUCUAGAUGGCGUUCCAGUAAAAGGCGUUGCCCCCAACACUAAAUUGACAUGGGGUCGAUCGGUAAACACAAUCUUCGACGCCCAUGCUAUGAGGCAGUCACCAAACGUCCAAUCAGUCUCAGCAAGUGGUACGAACAUUGACCUUCCAUCAAAAUCCGAAUGUCCAGGAAGGAAGGGCGACGUAUCCGUCACUGUGUUGACAUUUCUCACUCAUGGCAGAGAACACCUCCUCGCUACCGGUUCCGAAGCAGAUGCGUGCGUGAAGCUCUGGGACCUUAGAACUACUCAUAAUCAUAGGCGGGGUCAUGCAACGCCAUUGUCCACCACACAGCAAUCAGAAAGCCACAGCAGAUAUCGUCGGUUUGGUUUGACCUCAUUCUCCUUGAGCGACGACGGUGCAAGGUUAUAUGCAGCAUGUCGUGACAACACUGUGUAUACAUAUUCAACUUCUCAUCUAGUGCUCGGCCACGCUCCAGAAUUGACAUCAGCGAAUUCGAAACCUCGCCGAUCAGGCGGCCAGGAGAAAGUGGGCAUGGGACCAAUGUACGGUUUUCGCCAUCCUAAAUUCCAUGCCACCACUUUUUACAUCAAGUCUAGCAUUCGCACUGCUCGAAAUGAUAAUACAGAGCUUUUAGCUGUCGGCAGUAGUGAUGGAGCUCCGGUGCUAUUCCCGACAGAUGAGCGGUAUAUGCAAAGAUCUGCGAACCCGGACCCGCGAAUGCAGAGAGAGCCUUCCCUUCCGCGGCUGAGGCCAGCACUUUCGAGGACAGAGAGUGGUACAGAUUUGUCCGGGAGACUUGAAGACUCCAUACCAAUCUACCACCAUGGUACGGCCUUAGUGAGAGGUCAUAAUUGCGAAGUCACCGGGUUGGACUGGACGUUGAAUGGUGACCUGGUCUCCGUCGGCGACGACUUCGCCGUACGGUGCUGGCGAGAAGGCGACUCUCCUCAUACUCGUCAAUCCGCUAGGCAUAUGAGAAUGAAUGGCGAAAAAGGCGGUAAGCGGUGGGGCUGUGGAUGGGCCGAAGUGACAGACGGCUGGGAUGAUGACGAUAGUGACAUAUCUGAUUAG
Molecule: messenger RNA, 2007 nt
Organism: Bacidia gigantensis
Lineage: Eukaryota; Fungi; Ascomycota; Lecanoromycetes; Lecanorales; Ramalinaceae
Exons: 2
Coding region: 1-2007 (668 amino acids)
Biological process (GO): proteasome-mediated ubiquitin-dependent protein catabolic process
Cellular component (GO): nucleus
Molecular function (GO): protein binding; protein-macromolecule adaptor activity
Source: RefSeq, a predicted model, not a curated record